GAUCCCUUCCUAGGUUAUCAUUGGUACACAGACAAUUCUAGCUAAUGGAGGGCUUAGGGCCGUCAAUGGGACACAUAUACUGGCAUUGGCUGCGAAACACCACUCCACACCCCUGAUCGUGUGUGCUCCCAUGUUCAAGCUCUCACCUCAGUUCCCAAAUGAAGAGGAUACUUUCCACAAAUUUGUCUCCCCACAUGAGGUGCUCCCAUUCACAGAAGGGGAGAUUCUCUCCAAAGUGAAUGUGCACUGUCCGGUGUUUGACUACGUCCCACCUGAGCUCAUCACACUUUUCAUCUCUAAUAUUGGAGGAAACGCACCCUCAUACAUCUACCGUCUGAUGAGCGAGCUUUACCACCCAGAAGACCAUGAACUCUAACCAGUGUAAAUAAAAUUAAAAUGAUUAUUGCAACACCCUGUGGCUGCUCUGUGUUUGAAAGAAAAUAUAAAAAU
Lampris incognitus (smalleye Pacific opah) is the source of this 450-nucleotide messenger RNA. Its product is annotated as translation initiation factor eIF-2B subunit beta-like. The transcript is spliced from 3 exons. NCBI's taxonomy places the organism in Eukaryota, Metazoa, Chordata, Actinopteri, Lampriformes, Lampridae. The coding region runs from base 131 to 376 and encodes 81 amino acids. Gene Ontology annotation, cellular component: eukaryotic translation initiation factor 2B complex. Gene Ontology annotation, biological process: translational initiation. Gene Ontology annotation, molecular function: translation initiation factor activity; guanyl-nucleotide exchange factor activity. The record is from RefSeq and is a predicted model, not a curated record.